Clupea harengus (Atlantic herring) is the source of this 2481-nucleotide messenger RNA. RefSeq names its product inositol polyphosphate-1-phosphatase (gene inpp1). Gene Ontology annotation, biological process: phosphatidylinositol phosphate biosynthetic process. Gene Ontology annotation, molecular function: inositol-1,4-bisphosphate 1-phosphatase activity. The record is from RefSeq and is a predicted model, not a curated record. Lineage: Eukaryota; Metazoa; Chordata; Actinopteri; Clupeiformes; Clupeidae.
UCAGAUACGAGGCGACUUGAAAGGUGCAAAGGAAGAAUCCAAAAGGUCUAUAGGUCUUCUGUUAAAUUAACACACAUUGUAACGUUUUAGACAGUAUCUGUUGGCACGGCAGGUCGAUAAAUUCUUCGGCUGUGGUUGGUUCAGGAAUUGUUUUUCAACAGAAGUACCGCAGGGCGCCAUUGGAGAGGAGAUCAAUAUAGAUCAGCUACAGUUUACUCGGGCUCAGGUAUGGCGGAGCUACUGCGCCUUCUCCUGAACGUGUCGGAGAAGGCUGCCAAUGUGGCUCGCGUGUGCAGACAGGAGGCCCCUCUCUUUGAGCUGCUGGUCCAGGAGAAAAAGGGAGAUGACAAGAACAAGAAAUUCGUCCAGGACUUUAAGACUUUGGCAGAUGUGGUCAUUCAGGAGAUGAUCAGACAUGAUGUCGGAGUUGUGUUUCCAGAGCUGAUGGACUUCAUUCAAGGGGAGGAAUCUAACAAAUUCGAGAAUGGGCUCGGAGAGAGCGUGACUGUCACGGUGUGUGCCAGAGAGCAGGAGACGGCCACCCUGCUGGCCACAGUGCUGGACGGGGACCAGACCGCUGCGGCGCUCCUGGCCAAAGCCAUUCACCAGGACCUUCAGCUCAGGGACGCGGCGGCCGAGGGCCUGCAGCAGAUCCCACUCAGCCCUGCAGACAUGGGCAUCUGGAUAGAUCCCAUCGAUGGCACGAGUCAGUACAUAGAGGGAAAGGAGGAGGUGGUACUGGACGGUGGGUUCGUCUCAUCUGGACUCCCAUGUGCGUUGGUUCUGAUUGGGGUCUACCUGCGAGCUACGGGGGAACCUGUGAUGGGUGUCAUAAACCAACCUUUCCAUCACAGAGAUGAGACCGGGCACGGCUGGAAGGGCCAGCACUUCUGGGGAGUGUCCCACGGAGGCCUCAGCGCCUGUUCUGUGCCCAGGCCCGAGCGCCAGACGUCGGGUAGCGAGGGUGGGGCGUGCCUUUCAGCCGUGCUGAGCUCCAGCGAGAAGCCAGCGGUCAAGGAGGCCCUAGCGCCCCUUUGUCCCGGGAAGAGCCUGAUGUACGCGUCUGGGGCCGGCUACAAGAUCUUGUGUGUCAUCCUCGGCCUGGCAGACGUGUAUGUUCUCUCAGAGGGCUCCACUUACAAAUGGGACUCCUGUGCCCCGCAUGCCCUGCUCCGAGCGCUCGGAGGCGGGGUGGUCGAGCUGAGGACUCGUCCUCCUGGCGGGGACAAAGGCCAGGUGGAAGUGCAACGCAGUGCCGAACUGACCUAUCACAAGCCCAACGCUGGUUCCCGCGGCGCAGACCGGUGGGCCAAUCAAGGAGGACUGGUGGCCUAUCUAGAUCCCAAAGUGCUUUCAAGGGUGUUGGAGGAGCUCACAGGGAAGAUCUGAAGGGUUUUAUGCAUCUAUCCUGUAAGCAGGGAGGAGCCGCUUUAAGGGCAAUGUUUUAAUUCAAUGCCAGUAGGGCAUGUUUUAUUUUUCUAAGUUACUGACUUGUGUGUUGUUCUUUCACUCAAGUGCACAGUGCAAUUUGUUAAUUACGUUAUUGAAAGAUAAUCAUUUAUAAAAAAAAAAUUGCUAUAUUUAUAUGCAACAUGUAGAAAUUUGUGAGGUAUUGCUGGUUGGUUUGUAUGUCCAACUCUUGCCACAGCACUUAAAGUAAAUGUUUAGUGUUCACAUUGCAGAGAUAUUGUUUAUUCCAAAGAGCAUCAAAUAAGUGCUGCAUGCACAAAGAACGUGUAAUUGAGCUAAGACUUAAUUGCUAAUGAAAUAAGCGCCGUUUUAUAUGCAGUAUGUCACUGUUGGUUAUCACUGGUAUUGGAUGCAUCCUUUGUGAUUUGGUCUCAACCAAUAUGGAUUACGUGUGAUGUGUGUUGGAAACACCUAAACACAAGUAACAAUAGGUCAAUACAAACCAUAGUGCGUAAGGUUAGAGGAAACUCAAGCUCUAAAUGUACUGGUAACAUUAAAUAUAUUUUAAAAAACACAAAGCUAAAUGUUAUAAUAAAGGUUUACUACUCUGGGAGUAGCAACCCUAUCUGUCUGCUAUAUUGUCAUGUUGCUAUCUUGCUACAUUUUUAUGCAGCUUUAAUGGCAAACAGCUGUUUUAAGUGGAGUAGUUCCCUUAACCAAGUAAAACGUGUUCCUAAAUCUCCCAAGUGCCUUCCCCAUCUUCACACACUCCAUUGAAGCGUGCCACUUAAAAUUAGUCUGAUGCCUGCAAAUUACCUUUUAUGGUAGAGAGAGGAGUGAGGAUCAACACCACAAGGCUUCAAUUCCACGUAAAUGAAUCCCGAGGUGGCACUGAGGUCAGAGAACGGAAAAUUGAAAAAAGUGGAGAUAUUUAAACAGCUUUUGUAUCUUGCUUUAGGGCUUGCUUUAAAUUAAUUAAAUGAAAAAUGUAGGCUUUGAGUCUCUGCGUAUUUGCAAGUUAAUGAUUUUCAUUUUCAUAAAGAUUAUGUAUUAAACAUUUUUUUGAUUAUA